Molecule: messenger RNA, 1836 nt
Organism: Rubroshorea leprosula
Lineage: Eukaryota; Viridiplantae; Streptophyta; Magnoliopsida; Malvales; Dipterocarpaceae
Source: the annotation of a GenBank genome assembly
ACACCCAGUAAAACACAUGGCAUUCUCUCCACAACAUCACCACCAGCUUCGUCCUCAGCCUCAUCAUCCUCACCCUCUUCUUAUCCGACACCCUCCUCAUUCCUUAUAAUGCGCACCCUCAUCUUACCUCACCCACCAUGCUUCUCUUCUUCCUCCUCUCUCCCUCUCUCACCUCCUUGCAAUUCUUUCCUCUACAGUUUCAGACCCAACAAGCGCUUCCACUUUCUCAAGCCUUGUUCGUCCCUCAAGCAGACCAAGAAGCAGCAGUCCCUUCAGAAGACCCCCACCAGCGCACCGCAGAGCCUCCGGUGGUUCUUGAACCCCAAAGGUGGUGAUGAGGAUGAGAAGCUCAAGGGAGAUGGACCAGAUGGUGAUGGGGAAAUAGGUCUGGAGGGGGACACUGCGGUUAAAGGUACCAUUUUGGCUGGAGUUUUGUUGGUUGGGGUAGUUGGCGGGUUUGCUACUGUUGGGUAUCUUUACAAGGACCAGAUCAAUGCUUUCUUGAACCAGUUUUCAACAUUCAUUGAAGGAUAUGGGCCUGCUGGAUAUGCAUUGUUUGUGGCAGUUUAUGCUGGAUUAGAAGUCCUUGCCAUUCCUGCCAUUCCGUUGACCAUGUCAGCUGGUCUUCUUUUUGGCUCUGUCAUUGGCACCAUCAUUGUCUCUAUUAGUGGGACGGUGGCAGCAAGUGUUGCCUUUCUGAUUGCUAGAUAUUUUGCUCGUGAGCGUAUUCUUAAACUGGUUGAGGGAAACAAAAAAUUUCUUGCAAUUGACAGAGCAAUUGGGGAAAAUGGCUUCAGAGUUGUCACCCUUCUUCGUUUGAGUCCUUUGCUUCCAUUUUCCCUUGGAAAUUAUUUAUAUGGAUUGACAUCUGUAAAGUUUGUGCCAUAUGUGUUGGGAAGUUGGCUUGGGAUGCUUCCAGGAACCUGGGCUUAUGUGAGUGCUGGUGCGUUUGGCCGAGCAAUAAUUCAAGAAGAAUCAGAGAUUGCUUUGGGUGGAGGAAAUAGUCAGCUAUUGACAUUCGGAUUGGGACUGUUGGCAACUGCUUUGGCAGCAGCUUAUGUGACACGACUAGCAAAGGUAAGAAGAGAACAUUAUAGUGUCUUUUAGGAUGGUAAAAUCUGCCCUAAACAUCUUUGAGCCUCACUUUCGUGUCCUUUAAAAGCAUGAGAGAUACUUAGGGUGCUGUCCAGUGCCAUAUCUCCUCUUCUUAUCUCCUUUUAUUUUCCUCCUCAAUGGUAACCAUGGUGCAGGAUGCUGUGAAAGAUAUCGAGUAGAGACAGCAGGCUAGUAUUCCUUGCCGAUGAAGUAGAAGAUAAAUGUAUGGUUGGAAUUGCAAAAUUGACAAUUGCACUACGGCAUGUAGAUUAUAUAAUGUACAAUACGAAUUCAAUCAAAUAGAAAGCGGUUUUUAGCCUUGUAUACAACCUUCAUUCCUCAGGGGACCUUAUUUCCGAAAGGACAAAAAAAAAAAAAAAAGGAGAAGGGGUCCAAAAUGAAGGUAUUUUAGAAUACCUCUUUUAAUUUUGCCAUUCUUCUCUCUUUUCUCUUCCCUCUUCACCAGCCUUCGAACCCAUGACCUGAGACACAAGAAUGGCAGCUAAAUUGCUUUACUUUGCCAACAGGAUCAUGAGGAAGCCGGUAUUUUAGAAUACCUCUCUUUGGUCUUGUUAUUAUUUUCAUUUGUAUUCCCUCUUCACCUGCCAUCGAGCUCAUGACCUGAGGAAUAAUUAUUUGGAUACUUAAUACUUAUCCAGCAGGACCACAAGGAGGCUGGUGUUUGUUGGUCGCCUGUUAAAUUUAAAAAUAGUGUACAUCGAAUAAACAUUACAGGUGACU